AUGAUCGACCUUAAACUUGCCGUAUUUUUACCAUCAUCAUACGUUCGACAAAAUGUUCAACAAAUUUCCCAAGAAGACAUUCUAGGAACUUCUCAAGAAAUUACUCAACAUUUUGCCGAAAAAUUACCCGAACUUUCCAAUCAACAUUAUCGAACACAAUCUCCUGAACUCAAUAAUCAAUAUAAUAGUGGUGGAAAUUCUAGUCAGGCAAUGACAGCCAACCAAUACUCCAAUUUAUUAGCUGCACUAGAGCAUCUUCAUGAUAAUUACGACAGCACCAUCAACAACGUCAUCAUUUGCAGAGAAACGCAAGUAAAGACGGGCAGAAACUUAACAGUAUAA
This is a messenger RNA of Entrophospora sp. SA101, 342 nucleotides long. The record is from the annotation of a GenBank genome assembly. NCBI's taxonomy places the organism in Eukaryota, Fungi, Glomeromycota, Glomeromycetes, Entrophosporales, Entrophosporaceae.